AUGCUCAAUGAAAUACAAUUAGCAAACAAGGAGCAUUUGAAUGAACAUCAAAUUGAAUUUAUUAAUAAAUUCAACAAACACCAAAAAAAAAUCGAAUGUCAAGAAUGCAAAGGAGCAUGGAUAAACAUCAACAGAAUAGAUCACAUGGAAGUAGGAGAUGAAGAAAGUACAGAGAUUGUACUAACAUGCAAAAAAUGCACAAAACACUAUGCAAUGGAAGAGGUACAAGAAAUUAUGUCGAGAGCCACAAAGGAAAAAAAAAGACAAAUAGGAGAAAAAAACACAAUAACAGGAAAAAAAAAGGGAGUACAAUAUACGGAAGAAAUAGAAGCCGUAGUAGUACAGUAUGAAUUGCACAGAGGACAAAUAUCAUGCAAGAAAUGUAACACAAUUGGAAGCCUACAAAAAAAUGGAAGCAACCAAAGUAAACCCCCUAAGCCACAAUACAAGUGCAAAAAAUGCGAAAAAGGAACAACAUAUGACGAAAUGAAAACCAUUUUAAAAUACGAAACACAAUCAACAAGUGAAGAACAAAUGGAACUAGACAUGAGAGAGGAAGAUGAUUUUGAGGACGAUAACGAAAAUGAAAUAUCGGAUAUAUCAGACAUUGAAAUGGAGGAGGAGGAGAACGGAAUAGAAGAAAAAAUUGAUAUUUUAACUGAAUUGAAGAUAAGAAUGAAACCAUCAGAAAUAAGAAGAAAACUGGCUUUUGUGGGAAUUGACAACAUACAAGUACUGGACACAUACUGCCCUGACUGGGAUACAGUACUUUUAUUAAUACAUGAAAAAUACAAAGAGACGGCAGAAAAAAAAUUAGACCAGGCUGGUAUACAAACAAAAGAAUAUAACUACUUACAUGUUUCACAUUUGAGAGAUAGCAGACUUACAGGAUUAUCGAAAGAAGAAAAGACAACAAAAUUAGAGCAAAUUAGAAAUAACUGCUCAAUGAGAGCACUCGACUUUAUAAGAGAGCCAGUAAAAAAAUCAGUUGCGAGAUGUUUUCACCGACAAAAAAUAAUUAGUGAUGACCAAUUGAAGCAAAUACUAACAGGACGAAACGUAGUCGAAGCAAUGGAUAUAUUCAAAGAAUCAACAUCAGAAGAGAACCAAACCGCCCCAGUUGGAGAAAGCCAAGGCGACGACGAGACACAAACAAACCACCAAAUAAUAUUUAAUGUGUGA
Molecule: messenger RNA, 1182 nt
Organism: Mucor mucedo
Lineage: Eukaryota; Fungi; Mucoromycota; Mucoromycetes; Mucorales; Mucoraceae
Exons: 2
Coding region: 1-1182 (393 amino acids)
Source: RefSeq, a predicted model, not a curated record